GGAGAUUUAAAUGGCCAGCUUGUGAAAAAGGUAGUGUGGGACAAUUAGAGGCAAGUGAGUUUCUCUGCUGAACGGAGCUCAGAGCAGGACUGAAAACUGUUGGUGCAACUUCAUGCAUGUUUCUUGGAGCCAUUUUUUUGGACUGAAUAGACUCCGUUUUUAACUUAUGUGCAGUGAAUAUGGUUUGUAAAAACCGGCUGGUACUCUUCGAUGCUGCAGACAGUAGAGUCGUUUUAGGCUUUGUACUUUGAUUCGGUUGAUUUUUAAAUGUGAAUAUAAAGAUUUUUCUUUCUUUUUUUUUGACAGUAUUAUUUUAUUGCAUCAGCUGCUCCAGUUCGCCUCUGGGGCCUUAUUCAUUAGUAAGCACAAUCUACUUCAUCGGGUUACACGCGGCUGCGGAGCUACGUGACUGCACUCACUCGCAGCUUUACUAAAACCGGGAACUGACUACUUGGAAACUGCCGGUCAGCAUCUUUUGUCUCCUCUGACUAGGACUGUGUUUUCUUUUUUUCUUCUUUUUUUUUAUGUUGGAUUGUUUUUUUAUUGUGUGCAUCGGGAGGCAUCAUCCACCCGCCUCCACUCGCAGACAUCGCGAAAUGAAACUCGGUUUUGUCAUCCAGACUGCAGUGGCGCUUUAUCUGCUGCUCUCACCUGCACAGACUCUGCCCUUAUCAGGCAUAAACAGUACGACUGAAGUGUUGAUGUUCCAAGAAGUGUGGGGCCGCAGCUUCUGCCGGACCAUUGAGAAGCUGGUAGAGGUGGUGCAGGAGUACCCAACAGAGGUGGAGCACAUCUACAGCCCCUCCUGUGUCCCGCUGGUGAGGUGUGCAGGUUGCUGUGGGGAUGAAAACCUGGAGUGCCAUCCCACGCAAACGACAAACGUCACCAUGCAGCUGUUGAAAAUCAGGCCCUCAGAGCCAGAUCAAGAAUAUGUUGAGAUGACGUUUGUGGAGCAUCAGACAUGUGAAUGUAGAGUCAGGAAACCUAUUGUGAAGGUUGAAAGGAAAAGGCCAAGAGGAAGAGGAAGGAAGAGAAAGGAGAGACAAAAAACAAAAGAAUGCGACAGGUGCCAGAACCCUCGCAGGUAACUGCAGUGGCGACCCAACCGCCUGUUGCAGUGUGGCUCACUAUUUAUUUCCAACCCAGAGACAGCAUCAAGAGUCUCCUCCACUCAUCUAUUAAUACUGGGUCCGCAGACUCAAACAGCUGGGUUGUUUUGCUGACACGCCCUUCUGCUGAUGGGCACAGCGUUUGUAAUGACGAGCUUCAACAGGAAGUGUGUUUUGAUUAGUGGAAACACUGCUGUUUCACACCUGACACAAUGGACAUGCCUGGGAGCCAGUGCAAUGUAGAACCAAACAGACAAUGCCUUCUUUUUUAUACUAGCUAUUACUGUAUCAGUUAUUGUAAUUUGGUCAUUUCUUUGGUAUUUAAAGGUGGCUACACUUGUUUAAAGUCUAUAUUUAUUGAUACAGCUGAAUAUAUUUGGACCAAUCUUUAAAAAGUUUGUCAUUCUUUGUUCAAACAUUAUCCAAUAAGCUUUGACUUGUCACAGCAGCAUAUGUUGGACUGAGUGUACAGCUGCUUUGUACAUUCAAUAAUGUAAUGUCUCCCUCUAGUGUUUAUGGAAACAGUGUUCAAAACUGCUCUAAAGAAAAGUAUUUUUUUCUAGGUCAACUCCAAAAUAAGAUUAUAGAAAGGGCAGUGUUGUCAGUCACAAUCAAUCACAUCUUAGCGAUUGCAAGGUUCUCACAGAUAUAAAAGCAUUUUCUGUUGUUUGUGCAGUUAAGCAGCACACAUUUGUGUCCACCCUGGUGACACAAGUCUCCCAUAAGCCCACACCACAGGUGUCUUCCUAUGUCUGUUUUUGGAAACACUGCAGUAAGGAAGGGAUCAAUUGAAGUAGUUCUGUAAAAUGAUGUCCUGUUGUAUUUUUUUUCAUGUACUACAUAAAGAAAAUCUAUGAAAAUGUAAAAAGUAACAUUUCUACUGUGUUAGUAUUUUUAUUUCAUUUAAAUAUUUAUUUUGUAAUUAAAUUGUUAUGUUGUCA
This is a messenger RNA of Dicentrarchus labrax (European seabass), 2050 nucleotides long. It is a transcript of the gene pgfb, whose product is annotated as placental growth factor b. The record is from RefSeq and is a predicted model, not a curated record. Gene Ontology annotation, molecular function: vascular endothelial growth factor receptor binding; growth factor activity; chemoattractant activity. The transcript is spliced from 7 exons. Gene Ontology annotation, cellular component: membrane. The coding region runs from base 525 to 1088 and encodes 187 amino acids. Gene Ontology annotation, biological process: sprouting angiogenesis; positive regulation of angiogenesis; response to hypoxia. Lineage: Eukaryota; Metazoa; Chordata; Actinopteri; Moronidae.